Molecule: messenger RNA, 2295 nt
Organism: Anolis sagrei ordinatus
Lineage: Eukaryota; Metazoa; Chordata; Lepidosauria; Squamata; Anolidae
Source: RefSeq, a predicted model, not a curated record
CCAGCCCUAGCAAAGCCUCCUCCUCUUGCUCCUCCUCCUCUUACUUUCUCCAUUACCGGCUUUAGACUGCAAGAGAUAGAAAGAGAGCCUUUGCAGAGCCAGGAUUAUGGUACCUGAAUUGGAGAAAGCGAAUGUCCGGAUGAAGAAUCCCGAAAAAGUAAAAAAUAUAAUCUCAUUGCUCAAAAAAGGUGGAGCAGAAAGACUUCAGGUCAUUUCUGAUUUUGACAUGACACUGACUCGGUUUGGGUUCAAUGGCAAGCGUUGCCCCACUUCACACAAUAUCAUAGAUAACAGCCGGGUCAUCAAUGAAGAUGGUAGAAGAAAGCUAAAAGACCUGCUCCAUUAUUACUAUCCUAUUGAAAUUGAUCCAUACCGAACUGUGGAAGACAAACUGCCUCUCAUGGUGGAAUGGUGGACCAAGGCCCACAACCUCCUGACCCAGCAGAGGAUUUUGAAAAGUGACAUCUCUGAGAUGGUGAAAGAGUCAGAUGUCAUGCUCAGAGAUGGUUUCAACACUUUCUUUGACCAGCUCCAUCAGAACAAAGUUCCCCUGUUCAUCUUCUCAGCAGGUGUGGGUGAUGUGCUGGAGGAAAUAAUACGCCAAGCCGGUGCGUUCCAUCCUAAUGUCAAUGUGGUCUCCAACUAUAUGGACUUUGAUGACAGUGGUGUCUUGCAAGGGUUCAAAGGGCCCCUCAUCCACACCUACAACAAGAACAAUACAGUCUUGAAGGAUACGGAGUAUUUCCAGCAGCUUUGUACAAGGACAAAUAUCUUACUUCUCGGAGACUCCAUGGGUGACCUCAGUAUGGCGGAUGGUGUUGCUGAUGUCGAAAAUAUCCUCCGGAUUGGUUUCUUGAACGACCGGGUGAAGGAACAGCGAGGGAAGUACAUGGAGUCGUAUGACAUUGUGCUGGAGAAAGAUGAAACGUUGGACGUGGCAAAUGGCAUCCUCAAUUUCAUCCUUGCCCAAAACCAAUCCACACCAACCCUUUACCCUUGACAAAAAAAACUGCCUUUGGGGAUGUUCUCUGUCCAUCUGUGUGUCCCUUAGUUCCUUGCCUGUUAUGUUGCCAGAUUCCUUUACUAUUCUGGCUGCUCCCAGAGGGCCCUUCCAGACAGACCCUAUAUCCCAGGAUCCGAUCCCAGGUUUUCUGUUUAUCCCAGAUUAUCUGGCAGUAUAGACUCAUAUCCAGUUUAAAGCAGAAAAUCAGGGAUGAGAUCCUGGGAUAUAAGCCUGUCUGGAAGGGCCCUGAGUCAUAGAAUUCACAAUUGACGAUGUUAUGUAAGUUUUUCCCCCUCUCAACCACCACAUCCUAGAUUAAAACAGAUUGUAGCUGUGCCAGGCAAAGACCCAUAGUUCAGUCAUUUUCUCUGCUGGUCAAAGUGGAGAAUAGACCAGCCACCUCUCGGGACUCCAAAAGCAACACAAUGCUUUACAAAUUUUUGAGGAGGGAAAUACUGUGGGUGUCAUUGGUAACAUUGGUAAACCUCUUUUCCUUGCCCCACAAUACAAAAUUAUUGCAAAAGUAAUGAUCUUAAAAAACCGAUGGGGUCGCAAUUAUCCAAAAGGAUAGAUAUUAUUCACUGUAAAACCAACUAGAUACAAUUGAAGGUAUGGGUUGUUGUAGGUUUUUCGGGCUACAUGGCCAUGUUCUAGAAGCAUUCUCUCCUGACAUUUUGCCUGCAUCUAUGGCAAGCAUCCUCAGGUUGUGAGGACCUCACAACCUCUGAGGAUGCUUGCCAUAGAUGCAGGCAAAACGUCAGGAGAGAAUGCUUCUAGAACAUGGCCAUGUAGCCCGAAAAACCUACAAUAACCCAGUGAUUCCAGACAUGAAAGCCUUUGACAAUAAAUAGAAGGUAUGAUUUGGAAAAUGUUGACUAAAGCACUUUUGCUGCGAUUGGAGUUUGGUACAAGUCAUCUGCAAUCAAUGUUUCAUUUGGAUAGUUUUGCUCUUCGAAUGUCAGUUCAGUGUGCAGCACAUCGUACUGACCUUGUUCAUUAGAAACAAGAGAUCCAUUUGGCUUUCUGAUUGCAUUUAACGCCGUCUUGAAUAUUUACCAGUAAGAGAGCAAAAAUGUUCUUGUAUGAGUUGCAAACAACUGAGGCCAGUUUAUCCCAUUGAAGUCAGUGAGAUAUAGCAUAAAAUGCGCUUUCCUCUUGCAACUUAUUUUGGUUUUUAUAAAAUAUAAUUUUUAAAACUCUAAAUGAUCAACACACACUUCUCUCACAAAAUUGAACUGCUUUUUUAUUCAAAAGACAUGUGAAAAGAUAAUAAAAUAAAUUUCCUAUUUUGA